Molecule: messenger RNA, 370 nt
Organism: Meleagris gallopavo (turkey)
Lineage: Eukaryota; Metazoa; Chordata; Aves; Galliformes; Phasianidae
Source: RefSeq, a predicted model, not a curated record
GUGCGCGGCGACUACUGGCUGGGCACCGAGUACAUCCACCAGAUCGCCAAGCAGAAGGUCUACCAGGUCAGGUUCGUCAUCCAGGAUGCCUCCAACAACAUCAGGUUCGCAGAGUACAACCUCUUCAGUCUGGACGAUGAGUCCCAGGGCUACCGGCUGCGGCUGGGCUCCUACGCAGGCACAGCAGGGGAUGCCAUGGACUCGGACAAUCCCAGUAACAUGCACAACAACAUGAAAUUCUCCACCGAGGAUCGGGAUCAGGACGCUUCAAGGAAGAACUGUGCAUCCCGCUCUGGGGGCGGGUGGUGGUUUUCAUCCUGUUAUUCCGUGCGGCUGAAUUUCAAGGGCGGCAUGACGUGGGGCAGCCUGU